Chondrus crispus (carragheen) is the source of this 1149-nucleotide messenger RNA. RefSeq lists its product as hypothetical. The record is from RefSeq and is a predicted model, not a curated record. The transcript has 3 exons. Gene Ontology annotation, molecular function: triacylglycerol lipase activity. NCBI's taxonomy places the organism in Eukaryota, Rhodophyta, Florideophyceae, Gigartinales, Gigartinaceae. Gene Ontology annotation, cellular component: membrane; lipid droplet; cytoplasm. Gene Ontology annotation, biological process: lipid homeostasis; triglyceride catabolic process. The coding region runs from base 1 to 1149 and encodes 382 amino acids.
AUGGCCGCGGCGCGGACGUCCCCGGCAAUGCUCCCCCCCGCAGAUAUGGUGGUAGGCGCCGGCGCGAGCAUCCACCUCGUGUAUGACCACGUGCGACACUCCGUGCUCUACUUGGGCUGGGCCGCUGUCUACCUGUUUCUUAUCUUUGUCGCGCAGCCAUGCUCGUACUUCGUCGUCGCCGCCGCAGACUCGGCGUGGCGCAGGCUCCCGUGUAAUGGAUUUCGCGAUUGGGGCGUCCGCGUCGUAAAGGGCGGCUUAAGGUUGAUUUCGCCAGACCUUGCGCAGCGCUGCUUCUCUUACAAACCUUUCGGCGAGUACUUGGGAGAGGAUGCCGGCCUUGCAGGGAAGAAGAAGCUCCCGUUGCAUUCCGUUAGUUUGCAGGGCUGCGCUUGGAUGCUACCGUACCAUAUCGGCGUUUGCGAAGUGCUCAAGAGGGAGCGCAUCGUCGACGAGAAGACGGUAUGGCUGGGCUCCUCAGGCGGCGCGCUGAUCGCCGCCGCCGCCGCGCUAGACCUCGACCUGGACUACCAGCUCAAGGCUUGUAUUAGCAUGGGCAUGCAGAGCGUUGAGCAGCAUCUGCUAGGUCCAAUCGGUAAGAUGAGUCAAUACAUUGGCCCGCACAUCAUGCGUUCCCUCCCGGAGGACGCGCACGAGAUCGUCCGUGGAAAGCUCUUCAUCUCCGUGACGGAGACGCCCCAGGACAGCAAGGUGUGGGGGAAUCGCCUGGUCGCAAACUUUAAAAGCAGGCAGCACUUAUUCAAUAUGCUCAUGGCCUCCACCUACAUUCCGGUGUAUUAUGAGGUGCCGGUCAGACCGGGGCGAGGCGGCUUCUACUGGGACGGCGGAUUUUCAAAUAAUCAGCCAGUCCUCAGGGCUCCGGAUACGGGCAGAUGUAUCACCACUACGGUUAGUCCAGUCGCGAGGAUGGCCGAUAUCAGCCCGAUGAGGCAGGAGACGUGCAACAUUGAGCAUCUCAUUCCCAACGAUUUUGAUGCGGCUAUGGAGAUCUAUCGCAACGGGCGCGCCGAUGCGGAGAAAUAUGUCGCCGAUUUGAGGGCCAACGCCAAAGUGUGGGACUGCGGCGAGCGACCUUUCUUUUUCUUGCAACUGCCAAGCGUACCUUUGUGCGCCCACAAAUUUUUGAAUUGA